Trifolium pratense (red clover) is the source of this 4734-nucleotide messenger RNA. Its product is annotated as LRR receptor-like serine/threonine-protein kinase HSL2. Gene Ontology annotation, biological process: protein phosphorylation. The coding region runs from base 1306 to 4407 and encodes 1033 amino acids. Lineage: Eukaryota; Viridiplantae; Streptophyta; Magnoliopsida; Fabales; Fabaceae. Gene Ontology annotation, molecular function: protein kinase activity; protein binding; ATP binding. Gene Ontology annotation, cellular component: plasma membrane. The transcript is spliced from 2 exons. The record is from RefSeq and is a predicted model, not a curated record.
UUUUUUUUAAUUCUAUUAAAAUGAUAUGAUUUUUAUAAUUGAACGAUUUAUUUUUCGAAAAAAUGCGGGUAACGGGUAUGGGUACUUAGGUACCCAUAGGAUAUGAGCACAAGUAUAAAGGUUGUUACCCACGUAGGUAUAAAGGUUGUUACCCAUUGUCAUUCCUAGUGAUUUACGGACUUUCUUAAAGACAAAUAGUUAGGAUAUGGCUGAAACAAUUAUUGGUCUGAAUAUGAUAAAGAAAGAGAAUAUGAAUUGAAAAUUAUGAAUACACGAGCAUGAAUGGCUAGAAUUGAGCAAAUGAGCGUUUGUUUAAUUUGAACCCUCGGGAACAUUGUAAAGCAAAGUGGAGAGACAGCUGAUUCUUCACGGCAAUGCAGAGUCAGCAGGAACAGAUUCUUCCCAACCAUUUAACUUUUGUUUUUUUCUUUCAAAAUAGUGUUUGGAAAUUGAACUAAGAUUAUAGUACAUACAUAAAUAAAUGUCAUUUUCCUUACUAAGCAAAAUAUUCUCCAUCUACACUAUACUGUAUCUCUCUAUAACAAAAAAACAGAAAACAAUACUAUAUUACGGACCAAGUAAUAGAUCUCAACCAUUUAUUUUUGAUCGGACGACUACUAUUAUAUUUUAAAAAAUUAGUACUAAACAAUCUUUACCUUAAUUCAAGAUCAGACAACCGAAAAUCAUUACAGCAGCACGCACAAAGUAACUGCGUGCAAUCCUUUUCCAUAUAUUACUAGUACUAGAAUUUAAGUAAGGGACAAUAAGAGGAAAGAGUAUUAGGUUCCUAGGUUCAAAAAUCUUAAACCACACAAAACAUUAUUACAUUAUUAACAUGUUUAGCAAAUUACUAUCUCCAAAAUGUUUAACACAGAAAGAUUUUCAUAGGUAGUCCCAAAUUUCUCCUAUCCCCAAGAAUGAUUCAUUCUUGUUCUAGAAGUAUUACUAUGUUAUCCCUCUUACACUCUCUCCCUUUGCCUCUGUCAUGUUCUCUGCUUUUAGUUUUUCAUGCAAAAUUCUCAUUACUUUAAUCUAAGUCCUUUUUUCCACUUUUCAAAACAAUCCAAAUCCUAAUCACGUUUCCCUCUCCACUUUCAAACCUCCCUCACCACAUCAUCAAAACCGCUGAGAAUUAAAUGCACACUUUUCCCCCUAAUAAUCCCAAAAAACAUCAUCCUUUUUUGUUGCUACACACAACAAUUAAAGUAAAGUGAAUCUUGUGAGAACUGUCCCUAUUUUCAUGCAUGAAAAUCAGAAACUCACUCACGAGGAAUAUCACUAACUAAGAUUCUAAGAAGUGUAUGUAUGACUCAAAUUCAAACUACUAUUAACACCUUCAAAACUUCAUCAUUCUCAUCAUUUCUCACUCUACCAAAAUUCUACAACAUGGAAAAAAUACUCAUUCUUAUUCUUCUCUUUUCAUUACUAUGUUCAAUUGGAAGCACUUUUUCACUCUCAAGAGACUAUGAAAUUCUGCUUCAUGUCAAGAACACUCAAAUUGAUGACCAAAACAAGAGUCUCAACAAUUGGCUUCCAAACACAGAACACAAUCCUUGUAACUGGACCGGUAUAACCUGUGAUUCACGAAACAAAUCAGUUAUAUCCAUCGACCUCUCAGAAAUCGGCAUUUAUGGCGAUUUUCCCUUUAAUUUCUGUCGAAUUCCAACUCUCCAAAACCUAUCACUUGCUGUCAAUUAUCUUGGCAAUGAAAUUUCCUCACAUUCCAUGCUGCCAUGUUCACAUCUUCGUGUCUUGAACAUCUCCGAUAACUUAUUUGUCGGAAACUUACCAGAAUUCAACGCAGAAAUCUUUCAACUAAGAGUACUCGACGCCUCAACCAACAACUUCUCCGGUGAUAUUCCGGCUAGUUUUGGCCGGUUUCCACACCUGAAAGUACUCAUUUUAUCUAAUAACCUUUUCACCGGUGACAUUCCGGCAAGUUUUGGCCUAUUUCCGCAACUGAAUGUACUUAGUUUGUCCGGUAACUUUUUCACCGGAACAAUUCCUUCAAUUUUAGGUAAUCUCAGUGAAUUAACUCAAUUUGAACUUGCUUAUACAGAAACAAUGAAACCAGGUCCUUUACCUUCUCAACUAGGAAAUCUUACAAAGCUAGAAAUUCUCUACCUUGCCAAUAUCAACCUCAUAGGUAACAUACCAGAUUCUAUUGGAAACCUUAUUUCCAUCAAAAACUUUGAUUUGUCUCAAAAUUCCUUGUCUGGUAAAAUCCCAGAAACCAUUUCUGGUAUGAAAAAUGUUGAAAAAAUUGUACUAUUUGAUAACAAUCUUUCUGGUGAAAUUCCACAAGGUUUAACAAAUCUUACAAAUUUGUUUCUAUUAGACCUCUCUCAGAACACUCUCACCGGAAAAUUGACGAAAGAACUCGCUUCGAUGAAUCUUUCUGUUCUUCACUUGAAUGACAAUUUUCUCAGUGGAGAAGUUCCAGAAAGUUUAGCUUUGAAUCCAAAUUUGCAGGAUUUGUGUCUUUUCAACAAUAGCUUUUCAGGGAAACUACCACAAGAUCUUGGAAAAUACUCUGCCAUUGAAGAAAUCGAUGUUUCAACAAAUAACUUCAUUGGAGAGUUACCAAAGUUUCUCUGUCAAAAGAAGAAGCUUCAAAGACUUCUCACAUUCAAAAACCGAUUUUCCGGUUCUCUUCCUGAUGAGUAUGGUGAUUGUGAUUCUCUUCAUUAUGUAAGAAUUGAGAACAAUGAACUUUCUGGUUCAGUUCCAGCAAGAUUCUGGAACCUGCCCAAUUUUUCUCUUCUGAAAAUGGAUCAUAACAGGUUUGAAGGUUCAGUCUCAGGUUCAAUCAGAGCAAAGGGAUUAAUCAAACUAGUUUUAGCCGGUAAUAGGUUUUCCGGUGAGUUUCCGGUAGGUGUCUGCCAACUUAUUGAGCUUGUGCAAAUUGACAUUGGAAACAACAGGUUUACCGGUGAAGUUCCUACCUGCAUAACCGGUUUGAAAAAGUUGCAGAAACUGAAUAUGCAGGGGAACAUGUUCACCGGUAAAAUUCCUAGUAAUGUAUCUUCAUGGACUGAAUUAACCGAGUUAAACUUGUCAAAUAACCGGUUCACUGGUUCAAUUCCACCGGAACUUGGUAAUUUGCCUGGUUUAAUAUACCUUGAUCUCUCCGUUAAUUCUUUAACGGGGAAGAUUCCGGUGGAGUUAACAAGCUUAAGGUUGAAUCAGUUCAAUGUUUCUGAUAACAAAUUGUCUGGUGAGGUUCCUUCGGAUUUUAACCGCGAAGUUUACUUAUCGGGACUAAUGGGUAACCCGGGUUUGUGUAGCAAUGUAAUGAAAAACUUUCAUUCUUGUUCAAAACAUAGACCCUUUUCAGUUGUUGCAAUAAUUGUUUUAUCUGCUUCUGUUGUGUUGAUUUUUGUAUCUGGUUUAUGGUUCUUGAAGAAAAAGUCGAAAUCUUUCGUUGGAAAAUCUAAACGGGCUUUUAUGACAACUGCAUUUCAGAGAGUUGGGUUCAAUGAGGAAGAUAUAGUUCCUUUUUUAACCAAUGAGAAUUUGAUUGGAAGAGGCGGGUCGGGUCAGGUUUAUAAAGUGAAAGUGAAAACGGGUCAAAUAGUUGCUGUGAAGAAACUUUGGGGUUGUGGAACACAGAAACCUGAUAUAGAAUCUGUGUUCAAGUCAGAGAUUGAAACAUUGGGUAGAAUUAGACAUGCUAAUAUAGUGAAACUGUUGUUUUGUUGUAGUGCUGAUGAUUUCAGAAUUUUGGUUUAUGAGUACAUGGAAAAUGGAAGUUUAGGUGAUGUUUUGCAUGAGGGGAAGUUUGAGGAAUUGUUGGAUUGGUCUAAGAGAUUUGGAAUUGCUUUAGGUGCUGCUAAAGGGUUAGCUUAUUUACACCAUGAUUGUGUUCCUCCUAUUGUUCAUAGGGAUGUUAAGAGUAAUAACAUAUUGCUUGAUCAUGAUUGUGUGCCUCGUGUCGCUGAUUUUGGACUUGCUAAGACGUUGCAGCGCGACGCAAGUGAAGCUGCUAUGUCUAGAGUUGCUGGUUCAUAUGGUUACAUUGCUCCAGAAUAUGGUUAUACAUUGAAAGUGACUGAGAAGAGUGAUGUGUAUAGUUUUGGUGUGGUGUUGAUGGAAUUGAUAACUGGGAAGAGGCCAAAUGACUCAUAUUUUGGUGAGAACAAAGAUAUUGUGAAGUGGAUAACUGAGAUUGCUAUAUCAACAUCUCAUGAAGUAGGAGGAAGUGACAACAUUAGAGGAGGCCUAGAUUGUGUUGUGACAAAGAUUGUGGACCCAAGAUUGAACUUGGAUACUUGUGAUUAUGAAGAGGUUGAAAAGGUUUUGAAUGUGGCUCUACUUUGUACAUCAGCAUUUCCAAUUAAUAGACCUUCAAUGAGAAAAGUGGUUGAAUUGCUUAAGGACCAGAAAUUAGCUCGUCUCAAGUCAUGAAAUUCCAUUGGACUUUCUAAGUGAAAGUGAUUGAUGUCUUUAGUAUGGUGAAAAAUUUUCAAAUUUUGAAGGAAGUUUUCAACUUAUAUUUAUUGAGGACUUAAUUAGCUAUUAUGAGUGAUGGUUUACUCACUCUAAGUAUGUAAAUCUUCUUGUAAAGAUGGGGCAUGAGAAUCUUGCCUCGAUCAAAGUUAAGAAUUUGAGAACUAAAAAAUUUACAACUAUAUUAUUUAGUAUAUUAUAAGUGAGUAUUAUAUUGUGUAAAAAAUGUACAAAUUGUGUGAUUAUUUUUAUCUUAAUGUGAUGAUCUGUGGUACUUUAACCGAA